This is a messenger RNA of Brassica oleracea var. oleracea, 492 nucleotides long. RefSeq lists its product as uncharacterized. Bases 1 to 492 code for a protein of 163 amino acids. The record is from RefSeq and is a predicted model, not a curated record. The transcript has a single exon. Gene Ontology annotation, molecular function: nucleic acid binding; RNA-DNA hybrid ribonuclease activity. Lineage: Eukaryota; Viridiplantae; Streptophyta; Magnoliopsida; Brassicales; Brassicaceae.
AUGGAUACACUUUUGGGCUACAUCAUAGAACCUAGGAUGCAGGCAGCAAACGUCUCGAUGUUCCCGUGGUUGUUGUGGUUCAUAUGGAAAGCUCGCAAUGAUAUGUGUUUUACUGCAAAGAACGUAUCGCCUUUGGACACAGUUCAGCACGCAAGGCAGGAGACAGAGGAGUGGAGAGUUGCUCAAAUAGUCGAGGAAGUCAUCGAGGAGGAGCAGGUGGAGCGGGAGCUAGAACAACCGGUGGUACAGCCAGCUCGGUGUAGAUGGAAGUGCCAGGUGGAUGCUUCUUGGAAAUCGACAACAAAAGGGGUAGGAGUCGGCUUUGUACUGCUCGACGAUGACCGCGUGAUCAUGGUGGGACUUAGGAACUACACUCGAGCAGCCUCUCCCUUACAGGUGGAAGCGGAGGGCCUCAGUUGGGCCAUGAAGGAGCUGCUCCAUCGCGACUUCAAAGACGUUAGGUUUGAGUCUGACUGUCAACAGCUGGUCUGA